AUGUCUUUCGCCGGCAGACGUAGGGGUAACAAGGUUAAGAAGGGUGUCCAGUUCACCCUCAUGGUUGUCGGUGCCUCCGGUACCGGUCGCACUACCUUCGUAAACACCCUUUGCGAGUCCGAGGUUCUCGCCCACAAGGUCUCUGACACCCCGGAGACUGCUCACGUUGAGGAGGGCAUCAAGAUCAAGCCCGUCAAUGUUGAACUCGAGGAAGACGGUGUUCGUAUUGCACUGACCAUCGUCGACACCCCCGGCUUCGGCGACAACAUCGACAACGAGUUUGCCUUCCAGGAGAUUGUCGGUCAUCUCGAGCGCCAGUACGAUGAUAUCCUCGCUGAGGAGUCCCGUAUCAAGCGUAACCCUCGCUUCCGGGACAACCGUGUCCAUGCCCUUCUCUACUUCAUCCCUCCCACUGGCCACUCUCUGAGGGAAAUGGACAUCGAACUCAUGAGGCGCUUGUCUCCUCGUGUCAAUGUCAUCCCCGUCGUUGGGAAGGCCGAUUCUUUGACCCCCUCUGAGUUGAAGGGUUUCAAGAAGAGAAUCAUGGAGGAUAUUGAGCACUACGAUAUCCCCGUGUACAACUUCCCUUAUGAUGUGGAGGAAGAUGACGAAGAGACCAUUCAGGACAACAGCGAGCUUCGUGCUUUGCUUCCCUUCGCUAUCAUUGGCUCUGAGGAAGAGGUCGACAUUGACGGCAACCCUGUCCGGGCUAGGAUAUACCCUUGGGGUAUUGCCGAGGUCGACAACCCCAAGCACUCUGACUUUAGCCGUCUUAGAAGCGCACUGUUGAACUCUCACCUGGGCGAUCUCAAGUCGUUGACCCACGAUGUUUUGUACGAAACGUAUCGUACUGAGAAGCUGUCGCGGACGGUUCACUCCGACAUUCAGGACUCGUCCAUUCUUCCCGAGGACCUUGCCACGCAAAGUGUGCGUCUCAAGGAAGAGCAGCUCCGCAGGGAGGAGGAGAAGUGGAACUAUCAGCUCCGCGAGAUCGAACUCAAGGUGCAACGCGAAAUCAACGAGAAGCGGCAGGAAUUGUUGGCCAAGGAGGAAUCUCUCAGGAACUUGGAGAGCCGCCUCGCUGCUCAGGGAUCUCAUGGGGAGCUCAGGGAGUGA
Messenger RNA from Coniophora puteana RWD-64-598 SS2, 1116 nucleotides. Its product is annotated as septin. Lineage: Eukaryota; Fungi; Basidiomycota; Agaricomycetes; Boletales; Coniophoraceae. The transcript has 11 exons. Gene Ontology annotation, biological process: cytoskeleton-dependent cytokinesis. The record is from RefSeq and is a predicted model, not a curated record. Gene Ontology annotation, cellular component: microtubule cytoskeleton; septin ring; septin complex. The coding region runs from base 1 to 1116 and encodes 371 amino acids. Gene Ontology annotation, molecular function: GTP binding; GTPase activity; molecular adaptor activity.